Molecule: messenger RNA, 1773 nt
Organism: Phalaenopsis equestris
Lineage: Eukaryota; Viridiplantae; Streptophyta; Magnoliopsida; Asparagales; Orchidaceae
Exons: 10
Coding region: 168-1634 (488 amino acids)
Biological process (GO): proteolysis
Molecular function (GO): serine-type endopeptidase activity
Source: RefSeq, a predicted model, not a curated record
CAGUUAGCGGUGGAGUUGGCGCUGUUUCUGCAGUGGAGGAGGGAAAGAAGCCGGAAAUCUGCACUGCUGACGAGCUGCAUCACGUGCCGGUUCCGGGCACCGGCUGGAAGAUCGCCCUCUGGAGAUAUGUCCCUUCCAAUGAGGCGCCGAAGAGGAAUCAUCCAUUGAUGCUGUUGUCUGGCGUGGGGACGAACGCGAUUGGAUUUGAUCUCUCUCCUGGAGCUUCAUUUGCUCGUCACAUGUCUAAACAAGGAUUUGAUACAUGGAUUGUUGAAGUGAGAGGUGCUGGACUGAGCAUGCGUAGUUGUGAACCCAAUGAAGCCAUUCAAUCUUCUGAUAAGCGUGCCAUAUCGAAUUUUGAUUCUACAGAUGAAGUAAACUCGACUGGUUAUUUAUCUGUGGGUGUACAUUCAACCGUGAACAUCACCCCAGAAAUAAACUCAACAAUCUCCAAGGUGAAUGGUAACCAGGGAGAGGUGACUUCUGGGGAUGAAUCACAGUUAGUUGCUAAGCUUACUUCUACUUUUAUGAAUUUAGCUGAAAGGCUUUCAGGUUAUUUAAAUGAAGGUCAACUAAGGACCAUCUCUGAGAAAUUCCUUGAGCAGAUCUCGAAACUCUUGGAAGAUGCGAGAUUAGCUGAACGGUUUAAUGAGAUUGCAGCUAAAAUUUCUAGUUUGAUUGAAGCAAGGCAGAAUUCUGCUGUUGCUGGCCAGCUCAGUGAACUGAGCCAGCGUCUUAUCAAAACAGUUGAGGAAGGCCAAAAAUCUGUUUCUCCGCAGCUGUUUGACUUGCAAGAGCGCCUUUCAUCUACCAUAGAAGAUUUUCAGAAACAGCUUGAUCUCAUUGUUACAUAUGAUUGGGAUUUUGAUAACUAUUUGGAGGAGGAUUUGACUGCUGCGAUGGAAUACAUAAGAGAACAUAGUAUGGUAAAAGAUAGCAAAUUGCUGUCAAUCGGUCAUUCGAUGGGUGGUAUCUUGCUAUAUGCUCUGUUAUCAAAAUGCGCUUCACAAGGAAGUAAAUGUGGUUUAGCAGCUAUUGUUACUUUAGCAGCAUCGGUUGACUACACUACCUCAAAAUCUUCGCUGAAAUUGUUGUUGCCUCUUGCGGACCCAGCGCAGGCUCUCAAUGUCCCAGUUCUUCCUUUAGGAGCACUAAUGACUGCCGCGUAUCCCCUUUCAUCUCGUCCACCAUAUGUUUUGUCAUGGAUUAAUAGUCAGGUUUCUGCACAAGACAUGAUGCUUCCAGAGCUAUAUGAGAAGCUUGUUUUGAAUAAUUUCUGUACUAUACCCGCCAAGGUUAUCCUGCAGCUAACAUCAGCAUUUCGGGAGGGAGGACUGCGCAGUCGAGCAGGCACUUUCUCUUACAAGGACUUUCUGCACAAAUGUGAUGUCCCUGUUCUUGCACUUGCAGGGGACCAAGAUCUCAUCUGCCCUCCUGAAGCUGUAUAUGAAACGGUGAAGCUCAUUCCUGAGUCAAAGGUUUCUUACAAAGUAUUUGGGAAACCGGAGGGCCCACACUAUGCUCAUUAUGAUUUGGUCGGAGGGCGACUGGCCACUAAUGAAGUCUAUCCGUGCAUUAUAGAGUUCCUUUGUCGUCAUGAUGAGUUGGAGGAAUCUUCUGAACGUUCAGACUGAUUGAGGUCUUUUCCCGAAAGAGAACAAGACUUGCGGGGGGCAUUUUAUUACCUUAUCCAUAUAUGCGAGGAGGUAUUGGCUUUUUAAUUCUGCUUGCCUCUUUAUAGUUGUAUUAUUAUUCUAGAAUUUUUAGUAGUAU